Messenger RNA from Eupeodes corollae, 3570 nucleotides. It is a transcript of the gene bib, whose product is annotated as neurogenic protein big brain. The transcript has 5 exons. Gene Ontology annotation, cellular component: plasma membrane. Lineage: Eukaryota; Metazoa; Arthropoda; Insecta; Diptera; Syrphidae. The record is from RefSeq and is a predicted model, not a curated record. The coding region runs from base 577 to 2490 and encodes 637 amino acids. Gene Ontology annotation, biological process: transmembrane transport. Gene Ontology annotation, molecular function: water channel activity.
GUCGUCGCAUCAUCUUCAUCCUUGGAUUUUGUUGAACAUUCGGUUUCGUAUAUCGGUUGCGAUAGGACGUCUUUGAGCGCGUAAAUACCUGAUGAUAAAAUACAAGAACACGAUUUUUAAAAAACAAUCAAGGACAACCGGCAUAUUUAUUGGAGAAAAUUAGCAUUUUUCAAUUCUUCAAUUUAAAUAUCCAAGUAGUGAGCAAUCAACCUUGCGGCAAGUGGUGUUCCUAUACUUUCGCAGCGAAACAAAACUCUCUGGGCACCAAUUAAAUUCAAUUUAAUUCAAUUUAGUGAAAGAAAUUAAAAUAUCUUCAUUUUAAGCGGCAAGUCAGUGGAACUUUGAAUGUGCAUUUUAUUGUUUGAUACUUGAUUUACUAUGAGAACCUAACGCCAAUUUUGUCAAAGAUUCUUCUAUUUGAUUUGUGUAUUUUCUGACUUUGAUUUUUAAACAAUCAAAUUGUUCUUUCGUCAUCGUCUCGUUGUCCAGCUCGUCUUUGUUCUAAUUGAACGUUUUUUAUUAAUCAAGUCGUAUUUUUUGAUUGUACUUGUGUGAUACUCGUGCUUAUUAUUAUUAAUGAAAUCUACAAUGGCUGAUGAAAGUUUACAUUCACCGUUAGAUCAAAAUAUCGAUUAUCAUAUAGUGACAUUAUUUGAACGUUUAGAAGCAAUGCGUAAGGAUACAAAUGGACAUCCUUCCAUAAGUGCCAGAUUAUCGAGUACAUUGCAACCGAAAAGGAGUAUGCAUGCAGAAAUAAGGACUUUGGAAUUUUGGAGGUCAAUAAUCUGUGAGUGUUUGGCAUCGUUCUUCUAUGUUUUCAUUGUUUGUGGAGCAGCAGCUGGAGCUGGUGUAGGAGCAAGUGUAUCAUCGGUUCUAUUGGCUACAGCACUGGCAUCUGGUUUGGCUAUGGCAACAUUAACUCAAUGUUUUAUGAAUAUCUCUGGUGCACAUAUUAAUCCUGCAGUGACGUUAGCAUCAUGUGUCAUCCGGAUAGUAACACCAUUGCGUGCUGCAAUGUACAUAACUGCCCAAUGUGGUGGUGGAAUAGCUGGGGCAGCUUUACUUUAUGGUGUCACAGUACCUGGUUAUCAGGGUAAUCUUCAAGCUGCCAUUUCACAUAGUGCCUCAUUAGCUGCAUGGGAACGUUUUGGUGUUGAAUUUAUUUUGACAUUUGUUGUUGUUCUAUCAUAUUUUGUAUCAAUGGAUUCAUAUAAGAAAUAUUUGGGAAAUGCCGCUUUAUCAAUUGGCGCUGCUUACAGUGCAUGCAGUUUUGUUUCGAUGCCUUAUCUAAAUCCAGCUCGUUCGCUAGGUCCAUCAUUUGUUCUCAACAAAUGGGACAGCCACUGGGUCUACUGGUUCGGUCCGUUGGUUGGUGGAAUUGCUUCGGGUCUCCUUUUCGAAUAUAUUUUCAAUUCACGUCGCAAUCAUCGCAAAUCAAAAGAAAGCAUGGACAACGAUUCAUCCAGCAUGCAUUCCGAAGAUGAACUUAAUUACGAUAUGGACAUGGAGAAACAACAAAUGCAAAAUCCCAAAUUCCAAGGUUCUCAAUACCGUGCCCCAACCGGAACACUCACUCAACAAGGUGGCUAUUGUCAGAAUUUAUACACCACAGCACCAUUGACUAAAUUCGAACAGCCCGAACCAUUGUAUGGUGGAACUCGGUCGAUGUACUGCCGUUCACCACCUCUAACCAGGACCAAUUUGAAUCGUUCACAGUCGGUUUAUGCCAAGAGUAAUACUGCCAUUAAUCGUGAUAUAGUUCCUCGUCCGGGACCAUUGGUGCCAGCUCAGAGUUUGUAUCCCCUGCGAGUUUCUCAGGUGCAGAAUACUCAUUUGCAGAAUCAGAAUGUUCAAAAUCAGAUUCAACAGAGGUCGGAUAGUAUGUAUGGUAUGCGUGGUUCGACACGUCAAUCUCAACAACAGCAGCAACAUCAACAGCAACAACAACAUCAACAGCAACAAAUGCAACAGCAAGCUGAAAGACCCCAGGAAUCUCAAGGCUUCCAACCUGUCUAUGGAACACGCCACAAUCCUACCCCCAACGAUGGUGGACUCAAAUUCGAUAGACGUCCCGAAUCAGUCUAUGGACUAACUCAGCCUCGUGGCCGUGGACAAUCUGCACAAUCUGAUGACAGUUCAUACGGGUCAUACCAUGGAUCAGCGAUAACUCCUCCAGCUAGAAAUCCAAAUGGUGAGGUUAUGAUGUACAUUCCACCACCACAACCCACACAACAACAAACACACCAACAUCAGCAACAACAACAGCAGCAACAGCAACAACAACAACAACAACAGCAGCUAAUUCGAACGCAAUCAGAGAGAAAAGUCUCCGCUCCGGUGGUGAGCGCUUCAUCCCAACAAACCCAACAGAGUGUUGUCGAUGGACGACAACAAACUGUCACAUAUUCCACCUCAGGUCAGGGACCACCACCUCAACAACAAAUGGUAUCAGCACAGCACUACAGCAUGAUGCCAAUGAGACAAAAUUAGGAAUUAGAUAAAUACUAGUUGGCUUCUCCCAAGGCCAUACUAUAAACACCACUUCCCCGUAAAUCUUCCUAAAAAUAUAAUGUUUUAAGUUCUUUUUGUUUGUAAAUUUACCAAAUUUUUUGUUUUUAUAAAACACACACGACUUUUUUUAAUGGAACCUUAAACCUAGCCUAGCUUUUAAUUUUUUUCUUUUUAAUCGAAAUAAGCGAGGUCUUGACCAAAAUUCUCUUCUUUAAAGAAGAUCAAGACCAAUAGAAAGAACAUUUAUUGAUUUUCAAAUAAAAUAAUGGCAGAUCAAUAUGACCCAUGACGUAAAGUGUCAACAUUUCUUUAUGCUUGUGCUACAAAAUAAACCAAAUGCCAUAUGACAGUUAAUUAGAUGAGGUUAUAAUUUUGUACUUGGAUUCUUUAGAGAGAUCUCAUUUUGACAUUUUAUCAAUUUAUGUCACUAUUACUGCCCAUUUUUUUUUUAAUCAUGAAGUAGAUAAAAUUAUGCGUCAAAAUAAAAGAGUCUAAUGUAAACAUCGCCUUAUGACUUUUAAAAGUAAGUUAAAUGGAUUAAGGAACUCGGAAAAGACUUCAAAUUACCAAACACACUUUAGAGCUCUUAAUUUAAACUCAACAUUUACUUUUUAACUUUUGUAUCAACUAUUUUAGAGCUUUAAUUGUCACAAUUGGUAUUUGAUUUUAACAUAAAUAAUGGCUAAAAAAUGGUAAAAUAAAGAAAUUCUUCGACAAAACUAUUGAUCGCGCAUACGUCAAAUUUUCUUUCACUCUUGGUUGUACAAAAUUUACUUGAUAGAUCGAAAAGUAAUUGUCAAAAAGUGUUCUUGGCUUUUUAUUAUAUUUUUUUACGACAUUUUUUACAACGUUAAGUGAAUUUCGUUAUUUUUUUGCUUUAAUUUAUAAACUAAAAUGUUUUAUAUGUAACUCACUGCCACCUCCCAUCUUACUCAUUAAAAUAUAUAUUUUUUUGUACUAAGUAAUUAAUAAUUGUUUAAAAAGGAGAACCAUUAAUCAUUAAUCAACCCUUGACUGAUUUCUUAUAUUUGAACAAAAAAAAAAAACACUACAAAACUA